AUGAUGAGCAUUGAUGGUAAGACAAAUGAUUCUUUAAAUGCUCGCCUUGAUCUUCGCGAAAUGGGUAUAAGGGAAAGAUAUCAUCCAAAAGUAAGAGAAGAUGGUAAGCUUGAUUUUCUCCCAGGUGACUAUACGUUGUCAGAUGAUGAUAAUAGAGUUUUAUGUAAAUGGUUAUUUGAAUUACAAGUUUUAGAUGGAUACUCUGGAAAUUUAUCUCGAUGUGUGGCUGCUGGAGAACGUAGUAUUUCUCGUUAUUUGCAUCGAGUUGAAACUAAGUUUAAUCAAAGGGAUAGAAAUGAUGAUAGAGGUCAAUCGUUAUCUGAUACAUCUCAAUUACCUAUUUUUUCAACACCAGGUAAAUCUUUUGGGAAAGGUGUACUUGAAGAGAUGAGUAUCGAACUCCUUGAGGCUGCCAAGUUUUAUGUCCUACAAAAUUGUGAUGAAUGUCUACCUUUUAUUCAAGAACAUAAGAAUAUUCUAAUGCAUUCUGGUGUUAGAAAUAUGAAGGAGUCAGAUAGGCUUCAAUUUUCAAAUUGGUUUCAUGAGAGGGGAAAUCUGAUUGGUUCAAGAAAUUUUGGUUCUGUUUACAAAGGAGUACUCCCCAGUGAUGGAACUCUAGUUGCAAUAAAGGUAUUAAACCUUCUUCAACAACGAGCAUCCAAGAGUUUUAUGGACAAAUGCAAAGCUUUAAGAAGCAUAAGGCACAUUGAUCUUCUCAGGAUCAUAACUGCAUGCUCAAGCAUUGACAAUCAGGGCCAAGAUUUCAAAAGUCUAGUUUUUGAGUAUAUGGUGAAUGGAAGCCUAGAUGCCUGGCUGCAUCUAAGAGAUGAUGAGCAAUCUCGAAGCAAGAGAUUGAGCCUUAUCCAAAAAUGCAAUAUUGCAAUUGAAGUUGCUUCUGCAUUGGAUUAUAUCCACCAUCGUUGUGGAACUUCAAUUGUUCAUUGUGAUAUGAAGCCAGGGAAUGUUCUUCUUAACGAAGAUAUGGUGGCUCACGUCGGUGACUUACGUUGGUGA
This is a messenger RNA of Pyrus x bretschneideri (Chinese white pear), 1014 nucleotides long. Its product is annotated as probable L-type lectin-domain containing receptor kinase V.3. Gene Ontology annotation, molecular function: protein kinase activity; ATP binding. The coding region runs from base 1 to 1014 and encodes 337 amino acids. The record is from RefSeq and is a predicted model, not a curated record. Gene Ontology annotation, biological process: protein phosphorylation. The transcript is spliced from 3 exons. NCBI's taxonomy places the organism in Eukaryota, Viridiplantae, Streptophyta, Magnoliopsida, Rosales, Rosaceae.